Messenger RNA from Canariomyces notabilis, 327 nucleotides. RefSeq lists its product as uncharacterized. The transcript is spliced from 2 exons. The record is from RefSeq and is a predicted model, not a curated record. The coding region runs from base 1 to 327 and encodes 108 amino acids. NCBI's taxonomy places the organism in Eukaryota, Fungi, Ascomycota, Sordariomycetes, Sordariales, Chaetomiaceae.
AUGGCGCGCAGCCUGAAACGCAGCUACGUCGACGCAAUCGUUAGCAAGUCAUACGACGCUAACAACGGAUGGCCAUGUACAUGUAUGUGGUUUGACAUCUGCGCCGGGAAGCUGUUCUACACCGGAAAAGUCACCGACGCGCGUCGCUGCAUUGGCGGCGGGUACACCAUGGGCAGCGUCCUCAUCGGCCCUGCGAGCGACGACAAGGCUGCCCCUGCCGAAGAAGCUACAACAACAACAACAGCUCUACCGUCUAAUGAUGACACCGGCAACACCAACGAUCACACGUUUAUCUCCCCCCAGAAAAGUACCUCCACGCGGCCCUGA